CAUCUUCCAGCGACGGAAAAUAAGGUAAACGGGUAGCAGCUAUGGCUGGUGUGAUAAAGAAGACCACAGGCUUGGUGGGCCUUGCUGUUUCCCUGAACCCACAUGAGCGUCUGAGAAUUUUGUACUCCAAGAUUCUGGGUUGCGUCCAAGCCAUGCCUCAGGAUGCCGCCUACAGGAAGUACACCGAGCAGCUUGUAAACGAGCGACUCAACCAUGUCAAAUCGGAACCUGAUUUGCAGAAACUGGAGAAAAAGAUCAACUGUGGUCAGAUCGAAGAGGUCAUCGCACAAGCAGAGUCAGAGCUGGCUUUAUCCAGAAAGAUGGCCGACUGGAAACCAUGGGAACCACUGAUCGAAGACGCCCCAGCAAACCAGUGGAAGUGGCCAGUCUAAACCGGUUUAUUUAUGUUGAAAAAUGAUUAAUAAAAUGUUAACGUGUC
This is a messenger RNA of Tachysurus vachellii, 439 nucleotides long. It is a transcript of the gene ndufa5, whose product is annotated as NADH:ubiquinone oxidoreductase subunit A5. Bases 42 to 392 code for a protein of 116 amino acids. The record is from RefSeq and is a predicted model, not a curated record. Gene Ontology annotation, biological process: respiratory electron transport chain. The transcript is spliced from 5 exons. Lineage: Eukaryota; Metazoa; Chordata; Actinopteri; Siluriformes; Bagridae.